Messenger RNA from Symbiodinium sp. CCMP2456, 387 nucleotides. NCBI's taxonomy places the organism in Eukaryota, Dinophyceae, Suessiales, Symbiodiniaceae. The record is from the annotation of a GenBank genome assembly.
GUGGCUUUGAAUGAGAAGCGGAAGGCGAAGGGGCUGCCAGCGACGCCAAAAAUUCCCUCGGCGAAGAAGAUGCCUACAGCUCCAAAGAGCAGGCCUUCCAUUGACUCAAGUCUACCGCCUCCAGAGCCCAAAGAACCACCGAAGGGGAGAUCCGUGGCUUCUGCUCAAGCGAAAUACUUGUCACUACCGCCGCCCCCACCUGUACCGAAAUCACCGUCCAAAGCGAUGGCAAGAUGGAACAAGGAGGCGAAUUGGGAGGACAGCACCGGCAAGUGGGAGGAGGUGACUCAAGAUCAGAGGCAGUCCAACAGGAAGAGGUUCGAGAAGGAUCGCGAACAAGACGUCGAGUGGAUUUUGCAACUUGGUCGCAAGCCAGACGCGAGCUAA